CAGUCGUCACGAGACCGCCGCGCGCUACUCCCUCACCACAGCAUCAAACCGAUAAUGAUCCACAUUAUGGACACUCUGUCCUGAAAAAAGUGUGGUGUUUAAAGCCUAAAGGUGCAGAAGAUGGGCGAUAAGUUCGAGUUGCUGAAGACACCUGUCAAUAGGACAGCUGCGCGGAAGAAGAACAAGAACGAGAAACUGCGAUUACGCGUCAUCUUCUUAGACGACAGCGAGAGAGUUUUCGAAGUGGAGAGAAAGAUUCUGGGUUCUGAUUUCUUCAAUAAGGUGUGUGGUCAUGUAAAGCUGCUGGAGAAGGAGUACUUUGGCCUAGAGUUCCGCCACCACACCGGCAGCUAUGUCUGGCUUGAACUCCUGAAACCAGUGGCUAAGCAAAUCAAAAAUACCAGUGAUGUGGCGUUCCAUUUUAUAGUGAAAUUUUUCCCUCCUGACCCAGGACAACUGCAGAGAGGCUUAACCAGGUAUCUGUUUGCCCUUCAGAUCAAACAGGAUCUGUCAAACGGCAGCCUCACCUGUAAUGACAACAGCGCCGCCCUGCUGGUCUCUCAUAUACUGCAAGCAGAAAUUGGGGAUUAUGAUGACGAGUUAGAUGCUCAUCAUCUUGAAAAUAAACAAUAUGUGCCAAACCAGGAGUACUUAGACCACAAAAUCAUUCGCUUUCACAAAAAGCACAGAAGUCACACUCCUGCUGAAUCAGAUGUGCAUUUGCUGGAGGUUGCCCGCAAAAUGGACAUGUACGGGAUCCGCCCUCACCCUGCCCAUGAUGGAGAAGACAUGAGAAUCAACCUCGCUGUCACACAUAUGGGGGUACUUGUUUUUCAGGGAAACACAAAGAUCAAUACCUUCAGCUGGGCCAAGAUCCGUAAGCUGAGCUUCAAGAGGAAAAAUUUCCUCAUCAAACUCCACACUGAAACCGGGCCAUCGAGGAGGGACACUGUUGAAUUUUCCAUGGCCAGCAGAGAUGUGUGUAAGGCGUUUUGGAAAAUGUGUGUGGAGUAUCACGCUUUCUUCAGACUUGCGGAGGAGCCCAAGUCACAUCAAAAGUCAAUUCUGUCCAGCAAAGGAUCCAGUUUCAGAUACAGUGGCAGGACACAGAAGCAACUUCUUGAGUGUGUGGGCUCUGGAGGCAAGAAACACUUGCCUUUUGAAAGAAGUUACUGCAAGUCUGAAUAUGACACUCGACAGUGCAGAUCCUCUCCUGACAUACUGACUGAUGUCUCUAUGCAGCUGUACCAGCAUCUAUCUCCUGGCCAAGCUGUUGCUGGGCAACAGAGUGAACAGACAGGCGUAGCAAAGCGCAGCCUAUCUGCGAUGGAAGUCAUGUUCACUAAUGAACCUGAGCGAUCCAGGGCAUUGGCAAGAAAUCCUGCCUUCUCAAGCAACUCUGCCUCGCCCAAGCUUCGUUCCCUGUCUACAUCAGGAGUAGAACAUCAUGGUAGAGGGGCCCAGAGACAGAAGGCAAAGAGACGAUUGUCUCCUAACGCCCAGCAUCUCGUGCUCCUCUACCCUAACGCACCCCACCUCCAGUUCCACCCUGUGCUGCCCACUUUCCCACUCACCACUCACCCUUACCUACUGCAAGACCAUACGUCUUCCUCCCUAGACCGCCUCCCUCAAACCCAUCACAACCAUCUGCCUCUGCAAUACUUUCCCAGACAAAUUGCCCACUCGUCCUUGCCGUCCUCUUGCUUGUCGCCACAACUUCAGAAGCAGCAGGAAAGGCUCCGUCCUGCUGGCCUGGGAUUAGCCGAAUCGAGACUGUACCCCAGAGGAGGCCUAGGGCUGAGGCCUGGGUUGAAUAGGAAGCUGGACUUGAAUAGAGUGGAAGCAGGCCAUUACAGCGACGACUCCACCUUUCAGACUGGCUUGCCGCGCCGAGCCUCAAGCCAACCGGACUUCAAAUUCCAGCGACCUACUCUUGCCUCAAACGCCGCUGCAUACGCAUCCGAGUAUCGCCCACUGGGAUAUUAUCCACAUCUUUCUCGACACCACGUUCCUGCCAGGCCCACCUACCUUCCUCUAAGUCCUGCCCCUCUCCCGGAAAGACCCACUUCUUUAUGUGUACUCGGCACAGGUAGUUAUAGUGAUUCGGAUUCAGACACCUUCUACCCAUACUUUCCUGCAUUGGGUAAAGUGGUACGUUCUGGACCACUGGCACGCAUGCGCUUCUCUUCUGGAAGCCUCCAAUUGGAUGAAGAGGAUGGAGAGGAAGAGGACUCGGAUUGCCCAAAUGAUCAGGAAAACACAACUAUUACCACUGUUAAGGUAAUGAAGUUGUAGUAGCCAUGCUUAGAAUUUUGGCCUUGAAUGAUGGGGCUCAACAAAUAAAAUAAACUGUUAAGUACUGUAGAUAUUGCACUCUCAGAAGAAAUGGUACAAAUCUGUCAUGGGGCACUUUCCAAAGGUACACCAUUUAGCCCUAAAAGCCAAAAAGGGUACUACACCAGUGAUUUUGUACCUUUUGAGUGUGUGGUAGUAACAAAAACAGAGGGGCACAUUAUUAAUCAGGUGACAUACAGUAAGGUAAUGUUUCUGUAAAUAAGAAAAAAGUAUUUUAAGUCAAUUUGCAUCUCAGAUCUAAGGCCCUGCUUACACCUGGUAUUAAAGUUGCAUUGUGUAAUAUUUAGGAGGAUCUGUAGA
Pimephales promelas (fathead minnow) is the source of this 2655-nucleotide messenger RNA. Its product is annotated as FERM domain-containing protein 7. Gene Ontology annotation, cellular component: cytoskeleton. Lineage: Eukaryota; Metazoa; Chordata; Actinopteri; Cypriniformes; Leuciscidae. The record is from RefSeq and is a predicted model, not a curated record. Gene Ontology annotation, molecular function: guanyl-nucleotide exchange factor activity.